Molecule: messenger RNA, 1561 nt
Organism: Neltuma alba
Lineage: Eukaryota; Viridiplantae; Streptophyta; Magnoliopsida; Fabales; Fabaceae
Product: ATP-dependent 6-phosphofructokinase 6-like
Exons: 13
Coding region: 1-1485 (494 amino acids)
Biological process (GO): fructose 6-phosphate metabolic process; glycolytic process
Molecular function (GO): ATP binding; 6-phosphofructokinase activity
Source: RefSeq, a predicted model, not a curated record
AUGGGAUCAAAUGAUUCGGGGAUGAAGAUUGUCCAUGGCGAGGCUGGUUUUAUACUCGAAGACGUUCCUCACUUCUCCGACUAUAUUCCUAAUCUUCCUACAUACCCAAAUCCGCUGCGAUCUAAUCCAGCUUACUCUGUCGUUAAGCAAUAUUUUGUUCACGUCGAUGACACGAUUCCUCAGAAGAUUGUUGUUCACAAGGAUAGUCCAAGAGGAGUACAUUUUCGACGAGCCGGAGCCCGCCAAAGGGUGUAUUUUAACUCGGAUGACGUGCGUGCAUGUAUUGUUACAUGCGGUGGUCUCUGCCCUGGGCUCAAUACCGUCAUAAGGGAAAUUGUGUGUGGUCUUUCGUACAUGUACGGUGUCCACAAGGUCAUUGGUAUAGAUGGGGGUUAUAAAGGUUUCUAUUCCAAGAAUACUGUUACUCUAACACCCAAGGUGGUCAAUGAUAUUCACAAGCGUGGAGGUACAAUUCUUGGAACAUCAAGAGGAGGCCAUGAUAAGACUAAGAUAGUUGACAGCAUCCAGGAUCGCGGAAUUAAUCAGGUUUACAUUAUUGGAGGAGAUGGAACUCAGAGAGGAGCAGCUGUGAUUUAUGAGGAAGUCAGACGGCGAGGUCUCAAAGUGGUGAUUGCUGGGAUUCCUAAAACCAUAGAUAAUGACAUCCCGGUUAUUGACAAGUCCUUUGGUUUUGAUACUGCCGUUGAGGAGGCUCAACGUGCUAUCAACGCAGCACAUGUUGAGGCUAGUAGUACUGAGAAUGGAAUUGGAGUUGUAAAGCUAAUGGGACGCUACAGUGGUUUCAUUGCAAUGUAUGCCACUCUUGCUAGUAGAGAUGUGGACUGUUGCCUGAUUCCAGAGUCACCAUUCUACCUUGAAGGAAAGGGUGGACUUUAUGAAUUUAUUGAAAAGAGACUAAAAGAAAAUGGACAUAUGGUUAUAGUCAUAGCCGAGGGAGCAGGGCAAGAUCUUCUUGACGCCAUGGAUGAGAAAGAUGCCUCUGGAAACAAGCUACUUAAAGAUGUCGGCCUCUGGAUAUCUCAGAAGAUUAAGGACCACUUUGCAAGGCAAAAUAAGAUGCCCAUCACUCUUAAAUAUAUAGAUCCUACUUACAUGAUCCGGGCGAUUCCAAGCAAUGCAUCAGACAAUGUCUAUUGCACACUUCUUGCUCAGAGUGCAGUUCAUGGGGCAAUGGCAGGGUAUACUGGCUUCACAACCGGCCUGGUCAAUGGAAGACAUACAUAUAUUCCAUUUAAUAGAAUCAUUGAGAGGCAGAACAAGGUUGUAAUUACUGAUAGAAUGUGGGCAAGACUCCUUUCUUCGACCAACCAGCCAAGCUUUAUAAGUCCAAAAGAUGUUAAUGAAACUAAGGAGGAGGAGCUGCCCAUCACUCUGUUGUUGGACAGGGACGAAUGUGAGGAUAAACAACCGUCAGAAAAUAAUGCCAAAAACCAUAUCACGACGGAGAAGAAAGGAAACAAGUAGACAUCAGCUUCUUCAUCUGCUACCAUAUGCGGGGGAACAUAGCUUGAAGAGUAAGCGAUUUACUUCUUUUCUUACA